This is a messenger RNA of Penicillium soppii, 807 nucleotides long. RefSeq lists its product as uncharacterized. The record is from RefSeq and is a predicted model, not a curated record. Gene Ontology annotation, molecular function: GTPase activator activity. Gene Ontology annotation, cellular component: endoplasmic reticulum membrane. NCBI's taxonomy places the organism in Eukaryota, Fungi, Ascomycota, Eurotiomycetes, Eurotiales, Aspergillaceae. The transcript has a single exon. Gene Ontology annotation, biological process: endoplasmic reticulum to Golgi vesicle-mediated transport; positive regulation of GTPase activity. The coding region runs from base 1 to 807 and encodes 268 amino acids.
AUGCUGUGCUACUUCCAAGGAUAUCAUGACAUAGUGCAAGUCCUUCUCUUGGUAUUGGGCGAGAAGAAGGCCUUGCCAGCCGUGGCCCAGAUAUCUCUUUUCCGCAUAAGAGACUACAUGCUCCCAUCACUCUCACCAGCGGUGAAACAUUUACAUCUGAUCCCAGCAAUCAUUGAAACAACAGAUCCCGAGCUGAGACAACGCCUUGGCAACAUCCAACCAUUCUUUGCCCUUGCAGCUACCCUUACACUAUAUGCCCAUGACAUUCAAGAAUACAGCAACAUCGCUAGGCUUUUCGAUUUUCUUCUAGCACAGGAACCGGUGGUUGCAAUCUACCUCAUCGCGGCGAUGAUCCUAUCUAGGAAGAAGGAGCUCUUAGAAAUUCCCGAGGACGAACCUGAGAUGCUUCAUUUCACACUUUCCAAACUUCCAACUCCGCUUGAUCUGGACGGCCACAUUCUGCAUGCUACACGUCUGUUCAAGGACCACCCACCAGAGUCUUUGCCACUGGGAGCCUGGAAACACAUUCCCUGGUGUAGCGUGCUAAAAACCUCGCGUGAUCGAUAUCGCAAGGCUACUGUUGAAGAUGCAGUAUACCUGUUUGACAAGCAAUCCCAGCAGAUCCGCACCGAGGAGCGCAGGAAACAAGCUAUCGACUUUUUGUGGAGUCACCGUCGCUCUGUGGGAUCUGUAGCGCUGGCAAUCUUGGUCGGAGCUGCGUCCUUCUACAUUGGCAAAAAGGGAUUGGACACAUCUAUUUGGUACUAUGUUGGCCGAGUUCAAAGAGCACUUAAGCGCUGGAUCUAA